AUGGUCAAGGAUAUAGCAUCACCGUCAGAAGCAGACCUCAUACCUGAGGCCAUGACUCCAGUACCACGGGGAUAUCACUCCCAGGGAAAGGAUGAAUCCUGCGAAGUCAUGUCGCUAGCUGACAAUCUCGCACAAGUUGUUUCCUUGGGAGCAACAUCGGAGAAUGCCAAUUAUGAUGAUGGGAGUGCCGUUAAGACGGCGAAGCGUUCCACUAGGGAGGUUUCGGUAGCAUCCACGAAGAAGCCUCUUCAUUUACUGGGUUUGCCCAUGGAUAUUCUUCAGGACAUCAUAAAAGAGGUGACUCACACGAACGAUCUCACAUCACUCGCUCUGACGUGUUCUGCCCUCCAUGCUUUGGCGAUUCCCCAAAUGUACUCUCGAUUCGAUAUAGUAUGGCCCGACACUCUAUCGUCUUCGGAUCACCCUGCUGGAGUUGACGCUCUCUCAUACGGCCUCGCAACGCUGGUGAUGGGAGAAGACUUGUUCCACGAGACUCCGUCCACCGGCCGUUCACCUUGUCAGCAUUGCGGUUGCGAUGGUCGGCAUGGACAGAUGCCUAAUCAACGUGAACGAAUGACAUUAGGCGAAUCUGUGCCGGCACCAACACAACAAAGAGCAAUGCGGCAAAUGCGGCGGGGGAAUUAUUACGCCCAAUACACUCGCAAGUUCUCGGUGGGAAAUGGCCCUUUAGCAUGGGUCCAGGAAUACGCUGUGACUAAGGAGACGGGCAAGAUGCUCGGGACGCUGGUUGCCCUGGCCGUGGCUCGCAUGGUGAAUCUGGAAACAUUUAUCUGGGAUAUGCCGACAGGUGUCGUGAGGGAUGUAUGGAUGGCCCUUUCGUCCUUGGCUAACCGUCCUGGCCGUGACUGCCGUCUGGAACGCGUCUGGGUUCGCUGGCAUGAUAAUACUGAAAAUGCAAUGCGCCCCGCGUCAGGUUUACUUCCGUCCGCCUCAGUGUCACCUCUGGUCCGAUAUUCGCAUGUUGAAUAUCCUUCUCUAUCGAUACUGCCGCCUCUGAAAAGCUUAAGUGUGCUCGACAUCGAUGAGCCAUCUUAUCUUGAAGAAAUGGCCGUGCUCAUCGAUCGCUCUCGAGAUCGUCUGACUGAGUUACGAAUUGGGAUAUCCUCAAGGGUAUACCAGUGCGAUUGGCUGAAACCUCGAAGCGCCGCUUCUGCGCCGGAGGAUGCAUCCGAUGAGAAUCCACAUAAUUGGCCUAAGGCCGGUGGUGUGCUGGAACUCCUCUUAGGAAAGUGGCAAGAUUAUUUAGGUCACGGGGAGAGUUCUGUACAGUCUUCAUCGAUCAAGAAAGGCUUUACCGGAGAGCAAGUGAUGUCGCACGACGAGUUGAUUGAAACAAUCUCCGAUGGUGAUAGUACUAGUCCAGAGCCCCAAUCACCGAAUCAUCUGACGGGAAAUAAAGUCGCUGCAUCAACUACAGUGCAGGCUGUCUCUGAGACGUCGGACAAGAUGCCGUCGGCAUCUUGCUACAGCACAUCUCGUACAGAAACAGAAUCUGACCGAAUUCUGAGGCUAGAGAUUCUUGAAUUGGAGCGCGUUUUCCUAUGCAUUCCUGUGAUUCUACAAGCCAUUGACUGGACACGAGUCACCACAUUGACUAUCCUUCGCUGUGACGGGCAUGAAAAACUUUGGAGGGCGCUCCGUCGACAAUACGCCCCUUCGGCUUCUCGAAAUACUCCAAAUUAUGCGAUGCAUCAGGAUGAUCAGGCUUCUCAGUCUGAGUAUCCUCUAAGGAUAAAGCACAUUCAUACGGACUCUGUCUCCCCUUACCUAUUGCUAUUUAUCAAGGACGCCAUUGCCCGCAACACACUGGAAACCGUCUUUCUGCACGAGGCCCCCCUGUACGACUCUAUUGUCCAUAUCGAGGCAAUCUACAGGAAUAUCAUACGGGCCCACCGCCUGAGUCUGAGAAAGAUAUUGAUCGAUAGCACCGAGCGGUCGCCCAACGGAACUGAGGUGGGCACCAGUCGUUGGCGCAAGUGGAUGUUCACACGUAAAAUGAUCUCGUUCAUCACCAGUGGGCGCAUGCCAAAGCUGCGUGAGCUGUCCAUGACGAUCAAUUCCAAGGACUGGCACUAUUUCCUUCAACGACUUCCCUACAUUCCUCAUCUCCGAGCUCUUCACAUCCCGCACAUCGCCAAUCCUGUUCAUCGGAGCCCCAAAGAAUUGGCCUUGCAGAUCUUGGAUAUCGUGACUAUACGACCCGAGGUUGGGAUCGGCUACAUCGGAAUUCAAUCCAAGUGCUAUGAGAUCGUCGAGAGUAAGCGCGGCAACAAGGAUGACGACCUAGAUGAUACAGACGAUAGUCACAGCGAAGGGUUUGUUCCAGGGGGCGGACCGUGGCCAGCGUCUGACAUGAACGAGAGCGAGGAUGAAGAUGGGAUGGACGGCGUCAUGGAGUCGAGCUCCGAGCUGUCCGACUAUGGGGCUUCAUCUGAUGAUGAAUCCAGCUCCGACUGUACCCGAUCCCGGACGACGUUCAAGCUCAGAGAGAUCUUGUUUUAUGACGAUAAAAUAUCCAUAUUUAAAGCGCGACACGGUGUUCUGUAG
Messenger RNA from Aspergillus lentulus, 2568 nucleotides. RefSeq lists its product as uncharacterized. Lineage: Eukaryota; Fungi; Ascomycota; Eurotiomycetes; Eurotiales; Aspergillaceae. The record is from RefSeq and is a predicted model, not a curated record.